Messenger RNA from Tachyglossus aculeatus (Australian echidna), 7826 nucleotides. It is a transcript of the gene SYNM, whose product is annotated as synemin. Gene Ontology annotation, biological process: fast-twitch skeletal muscle fiber contraction; intermediate filament cytoskeleton organization. The record is from RefSeq and is a predicted model, not a curated record. The transcript has 4 exons. Gene Ontology annotation, cellular component: costamere; sarcolemma; neurofilament cytoskeleton. Lineage: Eukaryota; Metazoa; Chordata; Mammalia; Monotremata; Tachyglossidae. Bases 1 to 4938 code for a protein of 1645 amino acids. Gene Ontology annotation, molecular function: intermediate filament binding; vinculin binding; structural constituent of cytoskeleton.
AUGCUGUACUGGGGGCCGCCGGAGCGGGACGAGAAGUCCCAGCUGCAGGAGCUGAACGCGCGCCUGCAGGACUACGUGUCCCGCGUGCGGCAGCUGGAGCGGGAGAACGGGGCCCUGCUGGAGGAGCUGGCCGCCCGGCGCGGGCGGGAGGCGGAGCGGGCCGCCGGCCUGCGGGAGCAGUGCGAGGCCGAGGCGGCGGGGCUGCGGCGGCAGCUGGACCGGCUGCUCUGGGACCGCGAGCUGGCGGCCGGGGAGCGGGACGCGCUGGAGCGGGAGCUGCGGGAGCUCGGGCGGCUGGGCCGGGAGGCGCGGGAGGCGCGCGGCCGGGCGGGCGCCGAGCUGGGCGAGCUGCGGCGCCGGCUGCGGGAGGCGCGGGACGCGCGGCCGGGGCUGGAGGCGCUGCUCGGCCGGCUGCAGGGCGAGCGCCGCCGGCUGCUGCUGGAGGCCCGCCGGGCCCGGGAGCUGCCGCUGCGGGGCCCGGCGGCCGUUUCCCCUCCGCGGGGCCGCCGGCCCGAGCCCGACCUCCUGCGGGCCCUCCGCGCCGGCUGCGCCCUGCUGGCCGCCGGCGCCCGCGACCACGCCGUCCGCCGCUACCGGCAGCGGGUGCGGGAGCUGGAGGAGGCCGCCCGGCUGGGGCUGGCCCAGCGGCUGCGGGCCGAGGAGGAGCGGCGCCAAGGCCUGCGGGAGCUGGACGCCCUGCACCGCCGGGCCCGGGAGCUGGACCAGCUGCGGGCCGCCCUGGAGGAACAGCUGCUCCGCCUGCGGGACCGCUACGGCCUGGAGGUGGACGAAAGCCAGAGAGUUAUCGACCUUCUGGAGGAUGAAAAGGAGACCUUGACCAGGACCAUCACAGACUGGCUAAAGGAAUACCAAGAAUUGGUGCAGGUGAAGACGGGCCUGAGCCUUGAAGUUGCAACAUACCGAGCCUUACUGGAAGGAGAGAGCAACCCGGAGAUACUAAUAUGGACCGAGCACAUUCAAAAUGUACCCCAAGAUUUCAGAAACAGAUCUUAUGAUUACACAAAGUCGAUAUUACAAAAAGAAAAUGAACGAAACAUACUUCCAGGACAGAAAAUACCUUCUGCAAAUAUAAAUAGCUCAGCGCUGUAUUCAGCUCGAUCAGCAUAUUUUGGACCACAGACUACAUCUACGAGAGAAGUUUUAAGAAAAGAUUUGCUUGAUUCAGGAGAUUCUUCUUCAGCUACUAUCAAUCAGGAAUGCUCAACUUCAAAAGAUCACACAGUUUUCAGAACAUUUUCUCCAACCUAUGAUCUUCUGAGAAAAACUGAAUCUCAGCUCCAGUCAUUUUCUGAACAACAGAAAAAAGACAGUACAAAUAUUGAGAGCUUAAAUUUAGCCAGAGAAUUAACUCUCAAAGCAAACCGAGAAUCCAGAGAUGAUGUGAGGGUUCAGGUUUCUGACAAUUCUAGUUCAAAAAUGCUUUCUACUCAAUUUCCAACUUCUGAACAAGAUCUUAAACAAACAGAGUAUACACAAAAUAUUGAUGAAGUGCAUUUGGCAGGAAAAGAGGAGUCGAAGGAAGAUAAAUCAACUAAAGUGGAAAGAAAGAUUUUGUUAGAAGAAAAAUACAACCAGGACAUUCCAUCCGAGGAAGAAAAUAUAAGAAAAACAGAUAAAGCCAGAGAUGAAAGAAGUGUUGUUUUGGGAAAGAAUACUGAUGAUAAAUCAUCAACAGAGUACAGAAAACACGUAAUAGAAACAACUAUAAAAGAUAAAGCAAUCCAAGAUGAGAAAAGAUUUGCGUCAAAGGAAAAGGCUUCAGAGGAGAGAACCUUAAGAUGGGAGAAAUUGACUAAACUAGAUAAAGAAACAAGAGAAAGAGAAACUAUGCAGAGGAAAGAAAAGAGUAAAGAAAGUGAAUCAACUAAAGAGAAACAUGGGACAUAUGGAGACAACAUAGAAAUAGAAAUACCCAUAAGCUUUGAAGGGAAGAUGCAUGAAAAAGCCUCAAAGGAAAAUGAAACAGAGUUAUCACUGCAAAAGUCACCAACAUCUCAAAGAAAGUACGAUGAUCUUGGCACUAACAAGAGUGCAGCGCAUUUUGAAUCUGGUGCUAGUGAGAAAGAUCUGAAAUUCAAGGAGGAAACCAGAGACUCCAGCACCUCCAAAAUGGAUUCCUCAACGACAGAAACUAUAGCAGAAAAUAUUGUUGCCAGUGUUCUUCAGCGGUUUGUACAGCCUUCUGACUCAACAACUUCAGCAGGAACAUUUCCAGAUACAGAAAUUACUUAUGUGGAAAGGAAGGAAUUUCCUGGUAAAGACAAGGCAAAGACUGAGAUUAUUGUGGAAUCUAAGGUGCUUGAAGAUAUAGAUAUUUCCGAUGAAGACAGCCUAAAGCAUCUUCUAAGCCAAGAUAUUAAGGAACUUGAUAUUCAAGGGAAAUCAACAGAAACAAUGAUAGAAGAGAUAAUAAAUCUGUGCCCAAAAGGGAAAGAUGGGAAGGGAAAAAUAGUUAACGUUGAAAUAGUUGAGGAGCCCCUUGGGUAUGUCUGUGAUGAGAAGACUGAGCUAACACCCUUUGAAGUAGAGGAAGUGGAUGAUUCUUCUCCAGUUAUUGAAAGACAUUGUGACGUUGAAGAAGGCAGUGAAGAAGCAAGUACCUUUUCAGCUAAUAAGCUGAAAAAGACAACCCUGGCACAUCAGAACGUAACUCAUGUUGAAGAGGUAACUGAGGCAGGUGACUCCGAGAGUGAACAGAGAUACUUUGUGUCUACUCCGGAAGAAUACCCUUUGACUCAUGAGAGAGAUGAAGGCUCAGUUUAUGGGCAGAUUCACAUCGAAGAAGAAUCAACCAUCAAAUAUUCUUGGCAAGAUGAAUUUUCCCAAAGUGCACAGACUAGGAGAAAGAAAGACCGAUUUCCUGGAGAGGAAAUUAUAAGCUCAUCAGACCUUAAUUAUGCAAUGUCAGAGGAAGGCAUAGGCUCUUAUCACUCAAAAGAGGAAGACUUGAAAGGUGAUUCCAUACACUCUGAGUCCCUUGUCAUUGAAAAAGAAAUUAAAAUAUCCCCUGAGUUCCAGACAUCAAUAAAGGGACUCCUCAGCAAGGACCCCAAACAUCAGUUGGUGGAAGCAAUAGAGAAGCUGGAAGGGAGCCUGCCAGAGAGCAUAAGAGAGGAGCUGUCUGUCCUGACCAAGGAGAGGCAAGGGGACAUGGCAGUUGACAUCAAAAAAGUUGAACAAACCACUGAAGGUGGUUCAGUGACAAUUGUAGCUGAAGUCAAUCUGUCUCAAACUGUGGAUGCUGACCAGCUCAAUAUUGAGCAGCUCAGUAAAGAUGAAGUAAGCAAAUCAGAGAAAACAUUACGCUCCACAGAUACUUUUGGGGCACAAGAUAGCCGGGAAUCUGAAAACUUUGAUCAUCCAGAUGGUCAUGACAGUUACAGCUUUAGUAGUGAACCUAGGCGCUGGGCUAGCCGAGAAAUUGACAGCUCCUCUAGAGAGGAAGAAGAUGGCGGGGCAGAGCAAUACAUCACUGAAAAAAUUGCCUGCCAGGGUCCAGUUUCUGCAACGGUGGAAGUUAGCAGCCCAAGAGGUUUCGAACAAGUCCAGGUGUUGGAAGACGUGAACCAACCUGUCAGGCACAUACAAAUAGGCCCCACUGAAAUUCAGAGGACAGAGCAUAUCCUCUAUGGAGGGGCUGAGGUAAGUGGGGAAGGAGUAGACCUCAGUCAGAAAGAGGACUCAGUUAGUAUGGGUAGUUCCGUGAGGCAUUUUCAGCUGGGUCCUAAUACGAGCCAAAUGGCCAAAGAGAUCAUUUUCAGAGGGCCUGCUUCUGCAACACAGGAAGUGGGUGGCAGUGAAGACCUGGGACAGGGAGAGAGUUCCAGGAGGCACAUCACAUUAGGGUCCAAACAACUUCAUGCCAACAGAGAAAUCAUUGUUCAUGGGUCCAUUUCUGAGUCUGGGCAAGGGGAAGACUAUUCUCAGGACAAAGGGUCAGUUGACACCCAGACCUCCAAAAGAUAUUUUAAGCUAGACCCCAAAGAAACAUAUGCAGAGCAAGUCAUUUUCAGGGGCCCUUUUUCCGACGUAAAGGAAUUCAAUGUCAGAGGAGACACCUCUUCUACAGAAGGGUCAUUGAAUAACAAUACAGCAAUCAGGCACAUCAAAAUUGGGUCUCGAGAAUUUCAGACUGAACAAAUCAUUUUCCAUGGGCCUGUUUCUCAUCAUGUGGAAUUUAGUGACUCCGGAAACACUUUUCAACCAGAGGGCUCAUUAGACACAAAUAGGUACCUUCAGAGUGGUGGGCUAGAUCAAAAAGAGUUUACCACGAAUGGGCAAAUUGUCUACCAGGGGGCUAUUUCUGAAUCUACAUGGGAGAGGCAUGCAGAGGAUAUGCCAGGAACAGGAGAAGCAACAGAUGCUAGCAGGUCCAUCAGGCACAUUAAGUUAAGCCCCACAGAAACCCAAACCACUGAACAAAUUGUCUUCUGUGGACCUAUUUCUAAAGCUUCUCCAUCUGUUGGCUCAGAUGAUGUGUCUGAGCUAGAAGGGGUAACAGAUAGCAGCAGAUCAAUUAGGAACAUUAAACUGGGGUCCAAAGAAACUUCAUUUACCUUUCAGAUGGAUGUAUCUGACUUGGAGAUGCCAUCCAGCACUACUAGAAGUAUGCAGGAAGCUACCAUCAUCCUUCCUCAAAGGAAGGAAAUGAAUGUGCUCUUUGGAUCGGAUGAUUGGAAAGGCAUUGAAAGUCAGUCGGGAGUAGAAGAAGGUGUGGGGUUUAACGAGUCUAUUGGUGGAAAAAAAUGGGCUCCAGGGGAAGGUGUUGUGGAGAAGUCCUCAUUUGAAAAAACCGUGGAGCUGCAAAGAAUGGUAGACCAAAGGUCAGUGAUUUCAGAUGAAAAGAAAAUUGCUGUCCUCUACCUAGACAAGGAACAGGAGGAGGAGGAGGAGGAUAAUGAUGGACGUUGGUUUUGAAAAGAAUGUUUUAAUCACAUCCUGCAUAGCCGCUUUUCAUCACUCGGUCAUUUUGAUUCUGCCUCAUCAUUUGGGUGGAUGAAUGCUAAUUCUGAAACUGUUAUAGCCUUUUUUUUUUUCGUGCUUAAGCUGCUUCAGAAGGAAAGUUCCAGCAAAGUGAAUGGACUUCAUAGCUCCCUCUCCGUAAGCAAUAGAUUACUUCAGUCUUUGGGAUUUUUUUUACAGUUCUGAUCUUCAUUUUGUGAAUGGAAUUUAACAAAUGACUCUUUGAUCUUCAAGUUGGUGUCAGUGUUUGGAAACUCUUUUUUCUCAUUUUUCCUCCUGAGCCUACAAAUGCCAUAAUUUCUACUAACUUUGAAAGCUUUUAUAAUAAUGUAAAUGAUCCAUAAUAACUAUAGUUAGAUUUUAAAGUAAUUACAUUUGCAUGAGGUAGUAUUAAGUGAUACACACUAAAGUUUAAGAAAAGUCACAUCCAAAUUAUUGGAGAACCAAAUAUAUAUAAGAAUAUUGAAGCUAUUUUCAAAUCUCUUACACUCAUAGCUAUCAUAUAAAAGAUUAUUAACUAUUAACAUUUCAGAUUUUACAGGAGAAAGUUUAGAAUCCUGAAAACAGCCUUGAAAUAAUAGAUUUCAGUGUCUUUAAAACAGUCACUGUAUAUAAAGAGAUUGAUUACAUAGGCCAUUGUAAUAUUUAUAGGCUUUUAAUGGAUUGAAAAAUGUGCAUAUGAGAGAAUCAGUCUUACUAUUGUGGCACACUGUAUAACUGCAUCAGAGAUAUAACAAACUAUAAAAGCAACAGGAAUGUAGUUCAUUUUUUUUGCCUUGAGUACUUCUAACCUAGCACUUUAACAUGAAAUGUGUUCGAAUCAUGUCAUUAUAUAACAUUCUCAUCCCUUAAAAAUCACCUUUGAGCCUAGUGUCCCUAUUUCUCUAAAAUAACGGGUAAGCUGAUGAGUCAUGGAAAAGGUAAAGAGCUCUAAUUAGGCCUUUUUCAACACUCUGUAGUCCAAAUUGUUUUUGUUAAGAUGAACAGUUGUCAUACAAUACUAGGAUUUUCCAUUUUGGGAAAAUAAUAUAAUUGUUCAUUCAUUCAUUCAAUCAUAUUUAUUGAGCGCUUACUGUGUGCAGAGCACUGUACUAAGCACUUGGGAAGUACAAGUUGGCAACAUAUAGAGACAGUCCCUACCCAACAGUGGGCUCAAUUGUUUUGGGGGGAAUAAAAGUAAAUGGUUCAUCCCAAAAGAACAUAUAAAAUUAUAUUAAGAAUGAGAAGUUUACAUUCCAAUAUAUUGCAUAAUCCUAGGAUCUCCUGCAAUUAUCAGUCACCCCUCUAAAAAUAUUUAUUCCUUUUUGAACAGUAGAAUUGAGGCACAACAAAUUUGGCUAAAUAUAUAUAUAUAUUUUUUGAGUGUUGCUGUUUUAAGAAAGUGCGGGAUGUUGUGACCUUGCAAGAGAAGCCACUUAGAUAUUAUGGAUUAAAAGUGAAUUUUUAAAUUGCCUUCUGUUUUUCUAAGUGUUGCAUAUAAAUUAAGUAGACACGAUUUUAGGUGCAGAAAUCAUAAAAACCCUUUUUUUCUUAUAGAUUUUUGGUCUUCGUUUUUAAUGAAUGAGAGACCUUGAGAUCUUUCUGCCUGUUCAUAAUCUAUGCAACUUUUAAAAAACUUUACUGUUUAACAUAUUUACAUGUUUGUGUGUGUCUGUGUGUUAACUCCUUGAAUAUACUAAUAAAUUAGUCCUUAUUGACUAAUCAUGGUGCGGGCAUGAUUAAGAAGAAUCUGUUACAUGUGCUCACCUAACCAACCUAACUUUUGCUCCAGAGAAAAAUAGCAAAUAAUGAAUUAUUUCUAUGCUAAGCAAAGAAUCCUUAAGCUUACAGAAUACCCUUUGGGAUUUUUUCUUAAAUGACAUUUUCAAAGCAUUGUAACAAAUGAGCGUUUAGUUUUGUUACACCUUCUGAAUAUAUAUAAUUUUCAAGUAAACUCUUAAGAUUAGCUGAUGAGCAUUGGCCUAUAGGUACAAAAUAUAAACCUCAGUGUAUAUUAGUAAAUUUUUGUUAUAGAUAAACUAAUGCCUAGUUGGGAGGGACAGAGAGAAAGAGACAGACACUGAAUGAGACACAGCAUUAGUCCUCAAUUUUGAAGAUAAUGCCAAUGGCAGUAAGAUCCAAAUUUGCAUGUGUAGGUGUGGCUAAAAAUACUAUGUAUGACCAACAGCUCAUUUUUCUCUUUGCAUGCCAAGAUUUAUCCUUUUCUGUGGUGACAUGUUUGCUAUUUGCAAUGCUCAUUGUUUUUAAAUUUACCUCUUGAAAUCCCAUUUCUUUUUGAGGAGAGCAGACUUUCUCUAGUUGACAAAUGCCAGGCUGAUCUUUUUCCUGCAGUUCUGUGUUGUUUGAUAGCAAUGCUUUCCUUUUUUAAAGAUAUUUGGUUUUUUUCCCCUGCUUGGUAUAUCCCAUUUUGGCUCGCCAUUCAGCAAUGCUUGUGGCUUUCCACUGGGUUGUAAUAAGCAUUGUCUCAGAGUGACUGUGACGCAGAACUUCACUGUUCGUGAUUCUUCUGUCUUGACACCUGGAGUUCAGUAUGGCUCUUAGAUUACUCGCUUAAAAGUGUUUGGAAAGUCCGGCGAGCCUCUUGGACUAAAUUACUCUGUAUUCGGCUACAUAAAACUUCUGUAGAAUCCCUAUAGAACCUCUUUAGCUCUAUUCUACCCAAGAGACCUCAUUUUAAAACUUAUUUUUAUUAUUAUUAUUAUGAUAUUGAGCACUUUGUGCAAAGCAGUAUAUUAAACAUGGAGGUGAGAACAAGAUGAUCAGAAAGAGUCCCUUAGGGGAAUAAAGGUAAGAGAAACAAUAAUUACAAAUAAUUAUAACAGUAAUGUAACAGUCCAAAAUAU